AUGCAGCAGAAGUAUUCUCAACUGAACAAGAACAACCAAAAAGCGCCAUUCGGUCUUCUGGUGUCGGUGGGGAAUGACUUAGUUGCGCUUCACAGCUGUUUCUUGUAUCGAAUGAGGAGCUUCUACACUUUAAAACUCCAGGCCAACCGAUUUCUUCAGGACGUCAAGUGGUUGAAGCGAGAAUGGUGCUCCGUUCAAGCUCAUCCUGUUGAACCAUAUUCGUCGGAAACGAAAACGAACGGGAUACUGCACUCUGAAGCAGCGAAGAUGCACGACAUGCUUGCUGCUGAUGGACUACAAAAGUACUCGACGUUAUCACUAAUGACAGAGCUGAAGACUAAGUCUGGUGAAGGGGUCGUCAAGUUUUGUGAUGUUGUCUCUGGAUUUUCUACGCGAUGGAUUACUGAACGACGCCGUGAUUGA
Molecule: messenger RNA, 423 nt
Organism: Phytophthora nicotianae INRA-310
Lineage: Eukaryota; Oomycota; Peronosporomycetes; Peronosporales; Peronosporaceae
Exons: 2
Coding region: 1-423 (140 amino acids)
Source: RefSeq, a predicted model, not a curated record